Messenger RNA from Pogona vitticeps (central bearded dragon), 1705 nucleotides. It is a transcript of the gene NOC4L, whose product is annotated as nucleolar complex associated 4 homolog. Gene Ontology annotation, biological process: ribosome biogenesis. Gene Ontology annotation, cellular component: small-subunit processome; nucleolus; Noc4p-Nop14p complex. NCBI's taxonomy places the organism in Eukaryota, Metazoa, Chordata, Lepidosauria, Squamata, Agamidae. The record is from RefSeq and is a predicted model, not a curated record.
CUUCCGCGCACGUGGGGUGGACGGGCUGGAAAAGCCCCGGCGAGCCUUCCGGAAGCCUGCCUUCCCCCCCACCCCAAAGGAGGCGGCGAUCGGGACCGGAGCGAUGGCGGCCCGAUCCUCGGGCGAGCGGCUGUCUCAAGCGGAGGCCACCCUGGGAGCCAGCCUGGAGGCGCUGCUGGCCGGCCGGAGCCACGCCAACCGGGUCUUCGAGGUGCUGGAGCUGCUGCAGGACGAGGAGGAGCAGAUCAUCCUGGCCGCCAUCCGGACGUGCAGCCGGCUUUUCGGGGCUUUGCUGGAGCGGGGCGAAUUGUUCGUGGGGACGCUGCCCGCCGAAGAGGACGCGCUUCAAGAGAGCGCCAGCGUGGAAGAGAAGUAUAAAAUCUGGAUGAGGCAUCGCUACCAAAGCACCGCCCGCUGCCUGUCGGAGAUGAUGAGCCAUAAAUCUUUCCGUGUCAAAGAAUCGGCUUUGUGUACCCUGAUGAAAUUCGUCGCCUUAGAAGCCGAACACCCUCUGGUCAAGAAUGAAUGGCGCUUCAAUUUCCCCCGAGAGCUUUUAAAAUUGGUGGUGGAAGGCUUGCUGCCCACCGAAGAGAAUUCGUCCCUGCUCAUCUCUCGCUUCCAAGAAUAUUUGGACCAUGACGACGUCCGCUUCUUCGUGAUGAAGGCGGUGGCCGAGAACGUCGGCAGCGUGAUGCAGAAAGCCAAACGGGCACCGUUCCCUGUUUAUCAAAAGAACGUCUUCGCUCUCGCCGCCUCCAUCAGCAUGCCAAGCAAAGAGAGCGAAAUAAACAACUUCCUUGUGAAACACGAUAACCAGGAGGAAUGGAAAGUUUCCAAGCUGAAGGAACACCGGCUGGCCUUUGAGAGAAUGUGGCUCAGGUUUCUGAAGCACAAGUUACCUGUCAGCCUCUACAAAAAGGUGCUGGUGAUCCUGCACGACUCCAUUCUGCCUCAUAUGAACGAGCCCGUUCUCAUGAUCGACUUCCUGACAGUCGCCUACGAUGUAGGAGGUGCCAUCAGUCUCUUAAGCUUGAAUGGAUUGUUCGUUCUGAUCCUCCAUCAUAAUCUGGAAUAUCCAGAUUUUUACAAGAAGCUCUACAGCCUUUUGGACCCAUCCAUCUUCCACGUGAAAUACCGCGCCAGGUUUUUCCGCCUGCUGGAUCUCUUCCUGUCUUCCUCGCAUUUGCCAGCAUACACGGUGGCGGCCUUUGCCAAGCGGCUGGCGAGGCUGGCGCUGGCCGCGCCUCCCGACGGCUUGCUAAUCACCAUUCCGUUCAUCUGCAAUCUCCUGCGGAGGCACCCGUCUUGCAAGGUGCUCAUCGACAGACCCGGCGGUCCAGCAGAGAUGCUGGAAGACCCCUACCGGAUGGAGGCCGAAAGCCGAGCAUUUGAGAGCCCUCUUUGGGAGAUCAAAACUCUACAGAGCCAUUAUCACCCAGACGUAGCUAAAGCAGCCACCACGAUUAACACAGCGCUGUCCGUGAUGGAGGAUGAUUUAUCGGAGGUGUUGGAGCUCACUGCUUUUGAUAUAUUUGACAAAGACAUGAAGAAGGAAACCACAGAAGUGCCCUUGGAAUUUCAGCGUGUCCAAGGCUUGUUCGGCAAAAAGCAGGAUAUUUUUGCAGAGUACUUUACGUUAGAGUAAUUCUCGAAACCUUUUUUUUGUUGAAAGAUGUUGUAAUAAAGUGUAUUAUUAUUAUUUUUA